Messenger RNA from Propithecus coquereli (Coquerel's sifaka), 1754 nucleotides. It is a transcript of the gene ST13, whose product is annotated as suppression of tumorigenicity 13 (colon carcinoma) (Hsp70 interacting protein). The transcript is spliced from 10 exons. The record is from RefSeq and is a predicted model, not a curated record. Gene Ontology annotation, molecular function: protein dimerization activity; Hsp70 protein binding. Lineage: Eukaryota; Metazoa; Chordata; Mammalia; Primates; Indriidae. Bases 426 to 1340 code for a protein of 304 amino acids.
UUUUCUCGUCGGGACGUUGUGCUCCGGUUAAUGUUUAUUCACAGAAUAUACGAUUGUAAAUGGCUUCCUAGAGAGGCUGAUAUUUCCUGUCUCUUUGAAAGCGCCCAUGUAGGGCUUGACCCAUCCCGGGAACUAGUUCAGAGUUGAAAUAAGAAUGCGUGCGUAGAGAGGCAGGCAACAGCAGGAACAGCCAAGCUUCUGGAAGGUUCUAGGCAGUACGCAGGAGCAGAGGUAUAGGGAGUAGAAAUGAGCAAGCGAAGGACCCGGGGUCACGAGACCGUUGAGUGGGAGGAGCCAGUGGCUGGGGAGGUUCUAGUCUGCUCUGCCUCGCGGCAGCCGCCCCCUUCUACGCGAUCACGCUGAGCUAGCGCCCGGGCCUGGAAUCGGGCCGCAGCCUCCUCUGCCGCGUCCUCCGCCUACUGACCAUGGACCCCCGCAAAGUGAGCGAGCUUCGGGCCUUCGUGAAAAUGUGUAAGCAGGAUCCGAGCAUUCUGCACACCGAGGAAAUGCGCUUCCUGAGGGAGUGGGUGGAGAGAAAGAGAAAUGUGAAGAAAAAUCUUUCUGAACUAGUAGUGGAGAUCCUGGAAGAAAAAACAGAUAGUGAGAAGGCGGAGGAAAACAUACAGACAGAGGAACCAUCAAGUGAGGAAAGUGAUCUAGAAAUUGAUAAUGAAGGUGUGAUUGAACCAGACACUGAUGCCCCUCAAGAAAUGGGAGAUGAAAAUGUAGAGAUAACCGAGGAGAUGAUGGAUCAGGCAAAUGAUAAGAAAGUUGCAGCCAUUGAAGCCCUAAAUGAUGGUGAUUUCAGACUUCUGGGCCAUUGGGAAGAAGCAGCCCAUGAUCUUGCCCUUGCCUGUAAACUGGAUUAUGAUGAAGAUGUUAGUGCAAUGCUGAAAGAAGUUCAACCUAGGGCCCAGAAAAUUGCAGAACAUCGGAGAAAGUAUGAGCGAAAACGCGAAGAGCGAGAGAUCAAAGAAAGAAUAGAAAGGGUUAAGAAGGCUCGAGAAGAGCAUGAGAGAGCCCAGAGGGAGGAAGAAGCCAGACGACAAUCAGGAGCUCAGUACGGCUCUUUUCCAGGUGGCUUUCCUGGGGGAAUGCCUGGUAGUUUUCCUGGAGGAAUGCCUGGAAUGGCAGGAGGCAUGCCUGGAAUGGCAGGAAUGCCUGGACUCAAUGAAAUUCUUAGUGAUCCAGAGGUUCUUGCAGCCAUGCAGGAUCCAGAAGUUAUGGUGGCCUUCCAGGAUGUGGCCCAGAACCCGGCAAAUAUGUCAAAAUACCAGAGCAACCCAAAGGUUAUGAAUCUCAUCAGUAAAUUGUCAGCCAAAUUUGGAGGUCAAGCGUGAUGCCCUUCCAACAAACAAAUAAAGCCCAUGCUGAAGGAAAAGCAACCUAUAUCACCUAAUGGAUGUCGCAAUAAUACAAACCAGUGUACCUCUGACCUUCUUAUCAAGAGAGCUGGGGUGCUUUGAAGAUAAUCCCUACCCCUCUGCCCCAAAUGCAGCUGAAGCAUUUUGCAGUGGUUUGCCAUUAGGGUAUUCAUUCAGAUAAUGUUUUCCAACUAGAAAUUACAAUCUUUAGACACUUUUUAAACCUAAAAAUAUUUAAAACUAAUUAAAAGGGUAUGUUAAUUCCUACAUUUUUCUUACUAAUCAUUUUGAAUUUUUUCCUUUGAAUUAUUGGGCAAGGAAAAUACUUAUAUGGGAGAUUAUUACUCUAGUUUGAGUAAAAUAAAGGUUUAUUGGUGGGGGCAAAUAUAA